This is a messenger RNA of Brettanomyces bruxellensis, 372 nucleotides long. RefSeq names its product 40S ribosomal protein mrp2, mitochondrial (gene MRP2). Gene Ontology annotation, cellular component: mitochondrial small ribosomal subunit; ribosome. Gene Ontology annotation, biological process: translation. Gene Ontology annotation, molecular function: structural constituent of ribosome. Bases 1 to 372 code for a protein of 123 amino acids. Lineage: Eukaryota; Fungi; Ascomycota; Pichiomycetes; Pichiales; Pichiaceae. The record is from RefSeq and is a predicted model, not a curated record. The transcript has a single exon.
AUGUCGAAACAACUUAUAAAGGGUUCCAUGAUGAAGCGAUUCGCUCAUCCAACAACUUUACCAUCUACGUAUAUUAACUCUCGUGUUCUUAGGGACAAUUAUAAGAGACAGAUGAUGGCACAAAAUGAAGUCACAACCAGAGCAUUAAAAUUUAUAGCCAGAAAUGCAGCUCUUCCUCAAAAGGUGAGACUCGAAGCACAAAUACAACUCACGGCCAUGCCAAAUUACACUAGAAGUACACAAUUGAAAGGAAGAUGUCUUGAUACAGGAAGAGGUAGGGGUAUUCUUCGAGACUUCAGAUUAUGUAGGUACCAAUUUAGAUUACAGGCUCUUCAGGGGCUUUUGCCUGGAGUGAAAAAGGGUGUCUGGUGA